ACCACAAAGCACAUCAGUCAUUAGUGAUUUCUCUUUCUCACUCUCUCAUCCUCCUUUCUGUUUUUAGCCUUAAAGUUUUUUUUUUUUUUUUUAAUUUUAUUUCUCUCUUUCUCAUCCUUUUAAUUUCUUUCUCUUUUUAUGCCAAAGAUUUGUUUGAUUUUUUUGUUUUUUUGAGCGAAAUGGGCAGGAAAUGCUCGCAUUGUGGGAAAAUGGGUCACAAUUCAAGGACUUGCACCUCCCACAGAAGAGGUGUUAUUAGUGGUGGGCUUAGGCUUUUCGGUGUUCAACUUGACCUAUUUUCUUCUUCUUCUUCAUCAUCGUCAUCAUCAUCUACUUCUCUUGCUAUGAAGAAAAGCUUUAGCAUGGACCACUUAUCAUCUUCUUCCUCUUCAUCACAAACACCCUCUUCUUCUUCAUCUAAUUCGCGCAAUAUUACAAGGGAUGAGAAUUCUGAUAAAUUGUCUAAUGGAUAUCUCUCCGAUGGACUCAUAGCAAGAGCUCAAGAAAGAAAAAAGGGUGUGCCGUGGACUGAGGAGGAGCACCGGAUCUUUCUGGUUGGGCUGGAGAAGCUUGGUAAAGGUGACUGGAGGGGCAUCUCUAGGAACUUCGUCACUACCAGAACUCCUACUCAAGUUGCCAGCCAUGCACAAAAAUACUUUCUGCGACACAACUCCAUCAACAAAAGAAAACGCCGCCCCAGCCUUUUUGAUGUUGGAAGAGACCGACUUUCUCUUCAAACGAAUAAUAUGAAUCAUCAGAUCUCGACGGCUACUACUGAAUCAGCUGAUCCAUUUGGGUUUUCAUCAGCGAAGUCCACAAUUUCUGGUCUACUGCUUGAUUCCAGCGCCACUAAAAUGGACACUGCAGACAAAAUAUUUGGAAAUAAUAAUGCUGUGUGGCCAUUAAUUAGUCGUCCCAAUAUUCCAAUGGCAGCUCAUCAGUUUGAUGAUCCGUUUGAUUGUAUGGCUGCCUCUUCAACUACACAACCUUCUCUUCCAAAUGCAGCAGCUCCUGAUUUAGAACUCAAACUUGCAGCUCCAAUGGCGCUGGAUGAACCAAGUAAACCAUGUUCUAAGGGGCUUCUGAUUCGACCUAUAAGCGUUUGAAAUUUAAACUGCUGGUACAUUAAUGGAAUCAUGACGUAUAUAUAUUUUCAUAAGUUUUUUUUUAAUGCAUAUUUAGGCACAAAAUGGAUUUUGAAUGUUAAUAAUAGAAUCAGGAAGAUUCAGUGGAUGACAAAAUAGAGUACUAAUCUAAUGAUAUGUUGAAGGAUUUUACGCUUCUUGA
Ziziphus jujuba (common jujube) is the source of this 1287-nucleotide messenger RNA. Its product is annotated as transcription factor KUA1. NCBI's taxonomy places the organism in Eukaryota, Viridiplantae, Streptophyta, Magnoliopsida, Rosales, Rhamnaceae. The record is from RefSeq and is a predicted model, not a curated record. Bases 180 to 1106 code for a protein of 308 amino acids. Gene Ontology annotation, biological process: response to gibberellin; response to ethylene; response to auxin. The transcript has 3 exons. Gene Ontology annotation, molecular function: zinc ion binding; DNA binding.